UUCACACUUCCUUCGAGCAGCUCUCUAUUGCAGCCAUUUUGAUUUGGAACCGCAUCGCCGGGAGAGAAACUGACUGGAAAAGAAAUUGAAGGUGUGAUUACGGAGAGGGGUGAUGUGGGACCAAGGAGGACAGCCUUGGCCGCAGUGGCCUCUGAGCCAGCAGCAGUGGAUGCAGUCUUUUCAACACCAGCAUGAUCCAGGUCAAGUGGACUGGGCUGCUCUGGCACAGGCAUGGAUAGCCCAGAAGGAGUCCACAGGAGCACAACAGCACAGCGUCCAGCCAAACGGUCAGGACAUCCCAGGCCUGGAAACCGUGGGACAGAGUAACCAUGGAGCCUUCCAGGGUGACCCAGCAUUUGGCAGAGUGUGGCAGCCAGAGUGGGGAAUGCAUGGUCAGCCCCCUCCUCCUCCUCCACCCCCAGACCAGACCUGGAUCCCUCCGGGCUCAGGACCAAUGGAUGUGGUGACCCCCAGCGAGGACAGCAACAGCCAGGACAGCACAGAGUUCAACUCUGAAGCCCACCACGGGGUUUACCCCCAGAACAGCCAUGGGUAUGGGGCACAGCCCGACAGCUACGCCAUGGCCCCCAUGGCCAUGAACCAGUUUGAUUAUCAGCAUGGAGCUGCUUCAUCCUUCACUCCUGCUCCGUCAGGCUUUCACUCUCCAUACUGGCAGGGUCCUCCUCAGAACAGACGAGACACCCGGCCACCAGGCUUUAGAGACCGGCCCAGAUCCCCUGUCCAGCUCCCUGUUAAACCAGAGGCUCCUGUUCCCCUUGAUGCUGUGAAAAGACGAACGCUUCCAGCGUGGAUCAGAGAAGGCCUUGAGAAGAUGGAUCGAGAGAAGCAGAAGAAGCAGGAAAGAGAGCGAAUGGAAAAGGAGCGCGUUGACAUGGGCCAAGACGAUGGCAAAGAGCUUGAGACCUAUGUGGAAGGGGAAGGGCCACAUGUUCCCCGCAAGAGUAAAUUUGAUAGCGAUGAUGAAGGAAACGACGACAAUGAGGAGGAAGAGAAGAUCUCCAUUAAAAGAGAAUUUUCUCUCCGGACGCCGUCACCUCCUGCAGAUGACAGCGAACCUGAACUGACUGAAGAGUUAAAGGAAGAGCUGCUGAUGGGCAUCACAAAAACUCUUCUGACAGAGAUCCUCCUUGCAGUCACCAACGAAGAGAUUGUAAACGUGGCUCGAGAGACUCACAGGAAAGCCACUCGAGCUCCUGCAAAACAGCUGGCACAGUCAAGUGCACUGGCUUCUCUGACUGGUCUCAGCGGGCUUGGUGACUAUGGUUCAGAUGAAAGUGAGGAUGAGGAUGGACGCAGUGCCAGAGGAUCCGAAUCUUCCGACACAGAUGAGGAAGAGUUGCGCCACCGCAUCCGGGAGAAGCAGGACGCUUUCCGUCGCAAAGAGCGGGAGAUGCAACAGCUGCAAGAAAAAAUGGCCCAAGAGGCUCUGCUUGCACGAGAGGAGUUGGCGAAGGAGAGAUUGAGCAGAGAAAGGGGGGAAUAUGAUGACGGUCAGUUAGAAAAUUCACACAAACAGGAAGUAAAGGAGAGGGAGCCGGAGGCCUUGGCAGACAGGCGUAGAUCCCGUAGUGAGAGAGAGGGCAGUGAGGGAAAGCACUCUGGCCGAGGGAAGGAGCGAUCAGGGCGAGGUGGCAGCAGCUCCCCGGCCAACGGACACAGUAGCAGCUCCCGCUCCUCCUCCAGUCGCAGCAGCUCCCGCUCUUCUUCCACCUCUUCAUCCUCCUCAGCAUCCUCUCGUAGUUCUUCUCGGUCCUCUUCCCAACGAAGGAAGAGGAGGCGUAGCCGCUCCUCGUCCCAUAAGGCUCGGCGGCGCAGCCGCAGCCACAGCUCCCACAGGCGUCGUAGCGUGAAGAGCAGGGACAGGAGGCGGAGCAGCGCAGAGCGAUCAGGCCGCCACAAGAAAGAUCGCAGCGAUUCCAGGGAGCGUAGAAGUCGUAGGAGUAGAUCCCGAUCCAGAGACCGAGAUAGAGGCAGGGGCAGAGCCAGAGACAGCCGCAGUCGCAGCCGAGACAGAGGGAGGGAUAAGGAGAGGAAAAGGAGCCGGGAGCGCAGGGACAGCAGUCACAGUCGUAGCAGCAAACACAAGCAAAAGGCCUCCAGCAAAGACAGAGACAGGAAGAGAGAAAGGAGUCGAAGCCAUGACAAAGACAAGAAAAAGAAGGAUAAAGACAAAGAUAAGGAUAGAGAAAAAGAGACCGACAAAAAGAAAGAAAAGCCAAAGGCCAAAGAGAAGGAGAAGGAAAAAGGAAGCUCUGUAACUGCAGAGGAUGGCAAAUCAAAGAAAAGGAAAGAGACUGACUCAUACACAGACUCCCAGAGUGAAAAGCGCUCACGACUAGAUAGCAAAGCCAACAAGAAGAGCUCCAGCAAAGCUAGCAAGAGGCGCUCAGACUCCGACUCUAGUAGAUCCCCCACCCCCGAAGUUAGCAAGGAAAAGAAAUCUAAGAAAUCCAAACGUAGUCGCUCAAGGUCGACGGAAAAAUCUCACAAGUCUGGUAAGAAGGCAAGCCGCAAACACAAGUCUAAGUCUCGAUCAAGGUCAGCAUCACCGUCCCGUCGUAGCAGGCGCUGAGGAGCACAGUUAACAUCCAGAUCUGUGCACUGUACCAUUUUAAAUUCCAUGAGUUGAGCAGGCUUGUCUCAUUAUAGAGGCAGUUGUGUAGGUGAACACCCCCCUCAUACAUUUCUUUUAAUGUAAAUAUGUUUUUUUUUAACGUGUGACUGCAGAACAAGACAUUUUGAAUGGUGGAAAUUUCCAUUAUGCAAAGUUUAUUCACACUAAAAUCUGAAGAUGUAUCAUUUUAAAACAUUGACAAUUAAUUUCCCCCUCCACACACACAUUAUUGUAAGAUGUCCAAUAAAACUGUUUGUUCCGUG
Messenger RNA from Melanotaenia boesemani (Boeseman's rainbowfish), 2898 nucleotides. It is a transcript of the gene pnisr, whose product is annotated as PNN-interacting serine/arginine-rich protein. Bases 113 to 2593 code for a protein of 826 amino acids. The transcript is spliced from 12 exons. Gene Ontology annotation, cellular component: nuclear speck; presynaptic active zone. Lineage: Eukaryota; Metazoa; Chordata; Actinopteri; Atheriniformes; Melanotaeniidae. Gene Ontology annotation, molecular function: RNA binding. The record is from RefSeq and is a predicted model, not a curated record.